This is a messenger RNA of Meloidogyne enterolobii, 1215 nucleotides long. The record is from the annotation of a GenBank genome assembly. Lineage: Eukaryota; Metazoa; Nematoda; Chromadorea; Rhabditida; Meloidogynidae.
AUGGUGGACCGACGAGCAAGCUCCGGAAAUAAAGGGCGAUCUGGCAGGAACAAACAAAGCAAACAAAAGUACGACACUGAAGGUGGCAGGCGUCAGAGUUCAGUCCUCAAGCGUCCGAGUGCACGUGCAACUGUUGAUCGUCCGUCUCGUGGUGGUUCCGGUGGUGGUUCUGGCGAUCCUCGUAGGCCCUCUACUCAAUCAACAGGAUCAACAGUCUCGCAGCAUGCUACAGCAGCCCAACGCUGGUUUUACUGUGCGUUUUUGACUCUAGUGCGACAUGGCGGCAUCAGGCGCAUACGGGAAAAGUUCGUCAACGAUCUCGCAACCUACAGGUCAAAGCGUGUAACAACCAAGGCCUUUGACGACGAUAGAAAUUCUGAGCUCAACCGCUAUCCAGAUGUCGCUCUCAUCGACCAAACGCGCGUUGUCCUGAGGGAUGGACCUGAAGGUAGCGACUACGUGCACGCGUCAAAGGUGAAGGGCUCUGAGUUUCCGAUGAUUUGUGCUCAGGGUCCGAUCGACGAAUCCAUUGCUAACUUCUGGACGAUGGUUGUAGAGCAGAAUUGCGGAGUCAUCGUUCAGCUUUGCCAAAAUCAAGAGGAAGGCCGUGAGAAGUGCGCAGACUACAUCCCUGCCGAGCCAACGCUGUAUGGGAACGCGACCGUAUCUGUCAAGGAGUCAACCCAUGCUACCGUAGCAAACCCAAGCGUGCACAGGACAGUUCUGGAGGCGUCACUUCCGAGCGGGCGGAGCGUUGAGGUCGUGCAUUUUCUCUACGAUGGAUGGCCGGACCGCGACGUACCACUAUCACCAGCAGCGUUUCGUCAGCUUCGCGGGACGGUCCAAAAGUUGGCAGUGGCACGAAAAUGCUCUGUGCUGAUCCAUUGCAGUGCGGGAAUUGGACGUACGGGAACAUAUGCAGCAAUCGAGAUGGCCUACAGGGACCUGAUUGCCAACGACCGAGAAGUGCAAAUGUCUACAAUAUUCCAGCGAUUGCGGGACCAGAGGGCCCAUGCCAUCCAGACUGAUUUGCAGUACCUUUUUCUCCACCGUGCGCUGAUUGACAUUGCUGUGGAAAAAGGCCGACUGAACCGGGUAGACAAAGCGGGUGGCGUCGACGCGUUCAUCAAAGAAUACGAGGAACUGAUCAAGAGGAAAAGAGAGGAGCGCAAAGAACUGGAACGGAAGCACAAGAGAAGACAUGGACGAGAUUAG